This is a messenger RNA of Oryza brachyantha (malo sina), 2497 nucleotides long. RefSeq names its product probable LRR receptor-like serine/threonine-protein kinase At1g63430. Lineage: Eukaryota; Viridiplantae; Streptophyta; Magnoliopsida; Poales; Poaceae. Bases 282 to 2282 code for a protein of 666 amino acids. Gene Ontology annotation, molecular function: ATP binding; protein binding; protein kinase activity. Gene Ontology annotation, biological process: protein phosphorylation. The record is from RefSeq and is a predicted model, not a curated record. The transcript has 13 exons.
CUCUCUCUCUUUCUGCGUCGGCUUCCAUUGCUAGUGCUCGGCUCCUCCUCCUCCUCUUUACUCAACUGCUCCCACUCCCACUCCCCCCAACCAACUCCACCUCCACGCUCCGCCUCCUCCCCCAUUUGGUGCUGGUGCUGAGGGCGAAGCAAGCAGCGGCGAGACAGGGGAGCCGGGAGCGUGGUCAUGGCGCCGUGAACUCGCGGUCGCGGCGAUCUCUCUCUGUGGGUGGAGGAGAGUGUGUGUGUGCGGGGCAGUGUGCUCGAGCGAGCGGUUCGGAGAUGGGGCAUUGUGGCUGGGGCGGUGGUGGUUGCUUCGUUCUCCGGCUCCUCCUCGCCUUGCAGUGCGGGGCUGUGCUGUUCCAGUGCGGGGUUGCGAGUGACGUCUCGGCGCUCAUCGCGUUCAAGCGCGCAAUCAUCGAGGACCCCAAGUCGGCGCUCGCGGACUGGAGCGAUGCGGACGGGAACGCCUGCGACUGGCACGGGGUGAUCUGCUCCUCGCCGCAGGGCUCCGUGAUCUCCCUGAAGCUGUCAAACUCAUCGCUGAAGGGAUUUAUCGCGCCAGAACUUGGACAACUGAGCUUCUUGCAAGAGUUGUAUUUGGAUCGCAACAUGCUUUUUGGCACAAUCCCAAAACAACUAGGCUCACUGAGGAACCUUAGGGUCUUGGAUUUGGGUGUUAAUAGGCUUACUGGCCCUAUACCUCCUGAACUUGCUGGAUUGAACAGCAUAAGCGUAAUAAACUUCCAUUCCAAUGGGUUGACUGGGAAUAUACCAUCCGAGCUGGGCAAGCUUCAGAAUCUUGUUCAGCUGAGGUUGGACCGGAAUAGACUAAAAGGAUCAAUACCUGGAAGCAAUGGUUCUGGUUUUUCUCCUACGGCCAAUAGUGGAUUCAUGGCUCACAAUGGGCUAUGCCCUUCUCCUCGAUUAAAUGUUGGAGAUUUCUCAUACAACUUUCUUGUUGGAAAAAUCCCACCGUGCUUGAAGUAUCUUCCAAGGUCAAGUUUCCAAGGGAACUGCUUACAGGAUGAGUACUCUAUCCGGCAGAGGGCUUUUCAAAUUUGUAUAAGUGGUUCUGCGGCUGGCCAGCGAGGUGGCGUCAAGGGAUUCAAGCAUCCCACUUCUGACCAUAAACAUGAAAGAUCGCCACAACCAACAUGGCUUCUUGUUUUAGAAAUUUCAACUGGUGUUCUUCUGCUUGUUUUUGUAAUCACUGGUGCAAUUACUGCUUCCAGAAGCUGCAAGCUAAAGCCAUCGAUAAAAAUAUCCUCGUGGAAUAGAUCAAAAAGUUGGAGUGAUGAAAUAACAGUAUUGAUUGAUUCUGAUGUGCUGAAAAGUCUUCCAAAGUUAAGCCGUCAGGAGCUUGAAGUAGCUUGUGAGGAUUUUAGCAACAUUAUUGGUUCAUCUCCUGAGACUGUAGUAUACAAAGGAACCAUGAAGGAUGGACCUGAGGUUUCUGUCAUAUCACUAUGUGCUUUUGAAGGUCAUUGGACUAGCCACCAUGAACUGUUUUACCAAAACAAGGUUAUUGACCUGGCAAGGUUGAAUCAUGAGAACAUAGCGAAAUUUCUUGGCUAUUGCAGAGAAAGUGAUCCAUUUUCCAGGAUGCUAGUAUUUGAAUAUGCAUCCAACGGAACCCUUUUUGAGCACCUACAUUAUGGAGAAGGAGCCCAGUUAUCUUGGCUUAGACGAAUGAAAAUAGCCAUUGGCAUCGCGCAGGGUCUAAGAUAUUUGCAUACUGAGCUGCAGCCUCCAUUUGCUAUCUCUGAGCUCAAUUCCAACUCUGUAUAUGUUACAGAAGAUUUUACUCCUAAGCUGGUUGAUUUUGAAUGCUGGAAAAUGAUGUUCACCAAACAUAAACAUGAGAAGGCUCCUGGUCGCAUCAGCAACAAAUCCUCUUUCCCUGGCAACUUGGAUUCUUCAGAGGACAAACAAGCGGAUAUCCAAGCGAAUACGUUUGCAUUUGGAGUCAUUUUACUGGAGAUCAUCAGCGGACGGCUUCCUUAUUGCAAGGACAAGGGCUAUUUGAUUGACUGGGCCAUCAAGUAUCUGCAGCAGCCAGAGGAGAUCGGUAAGCUUGUCGAUCCUGAGCUGACCAAUGUCAGAACAGAGGACCUCGCGGUGAUCUGCAGCGUGGUAAGUCGCUGCAUCGACCCUGACCCAUCCAAGAGACCGUCGAUGCAGAUCAUCACAGGAGUGCUGGAGAAUGGGAUCGACCUGUCGGCGGCCGCCAUCCUGAAGGAAUCCUCACUAGCAUGGGCCGAGCUCGCCCUGGCGUUGUAGCAUACCGUUCUUACCACUGUAAAUUCGUCGUCACAUCGCACACACUAAUAUUGAUCUGAUCAUGGCCAUCGCAUGCUCGGAAUAUACAGAAAGCUGAGACGCACGAGCAGGCAGGCACCAGCUCAGUUUGGCCGUGAUACUGUACUGACUGUUUUGACGCUCAUAAUGCUGUACGGUUUACAGUUGUUUGCCGGCGUCGCGCUGCAGGUGUCUCU